AUGAAUCUAAUAAAUUUUGUUAUAAAUUUAAUUAUUUUAUUUAUUCUAAUAUAUAUCACGAGAGAACAUGAUAUUAAUGAAGAGAUUUUAAAAUUUUUAACAAAUACAAAUUUUGAAAUAAAUUCAUUAGUUAAAAGAGAUGUCUUUCAAGAAUUAAAUGAAAUAAGUCGUGUAAAACGUAGUAAAAAAAAAUCCAAACCAACUACAACAGAUAAACCGAAAAGUUCAGAAAAUGAUAAUCCUUUUGGAUCUAGUGAAAAUGGUCAAAAUUUAGAAGGUUUAGAAGGUGAUUUUGGUGAAAAUGGUUUUGAUUUGUCAAAUUAUAAUGAAACAAAUGGUUUGAACGAUUACAAUCCAUUUGAAACUGAAGAUGAAACAACUAAAACUACUAAAAAAACAGCUAAAAAACCAAAAGGCAAAGAUAGUACGAAUAAGAAAAAAGGUGGAUCAGACAAAGACAAGGAUUUGAAAAAUUCUCUUGAUUCUGAAGAUUUAGCAAAUGAAAAAUUAGGACAAGAUGGUGGAAAUGAUUUUAACACAGAUUCUUUGGAAGGAAACAAAAGCAACGAAGAUAAUGAGGUUAUUAAAAAAGUAAAUAAAAAACCAAACGGCAAGGGUAGUAAGAAAAAGACUACAAAAAAAAAGAAAACGACUACAACGACUGAAAGACCUUUAGAUGAUAACGGAUUAGAUGAAUUACCAAAUCCAACAUACAAUGAAGGAGAUGAUUAUAUUCCUACUUUAGAUCCUUUUGGUGGAAAUAAUGAAAUUGAAGAAGAAGAAGGUUCUAAAAAAAAAAACAAAAAGUCAAAAGACAACAAUAGCAAUAAAAAGAAAAAAGAAAAAAAGAAACCCACAGAAAUACCUGGUGAUUCUACAGAAAAUAGUGAAAUAAAUGGUUUACCGGAUUUAAAUCCUGAUGAAAAUAAAAAUUAUGAUCCUUUGGAAGAUCCUUAUGGUAGUGGUAAUGAAAUUGAUGAAGAAAAUGAUUCUAAAGGAAAAUCUAAAAAAACAAAAAGCAAGGAUAAGAAGGAAAAAAAUAAAUCUUCAAAAACGAACAAAAAUGUUAUAAAUUCUCUUGAAUCUGAAGGUCCUCCAGACGAAAAUUUAGAUCAAAAUUAUGAAAAUAUUUCUAAUUUAGAUUCUUUAGAUGAUAAUAAUAAUAUUGGUGAAGAAGAAGGCUCUAAAAAAAAAAACAAAGAAUCAUCAGGCAAGGAUAAUAAAGGAAAAAAUAAAGAUGGAAAGAAACCAGCAAAAGGGACUGGAAAAGAUUUAGAUAAUUUAGGAUUAGGAGAUUUAUCAGGCACAAAUUUUGAUCCAAAUAAUGAUGAAUAUCCUAGUGCAGAUCCUUUUGAUGAUAAUAAUACCAUUACGGAAGAUAAAGAUUCAAAAAAAAAUAAAAAACCGAAAGGCAAAGGUGGUAAAGGAAACAAAAAGAAUAAAAAGAAAUCUUCAAAAGCGACAGAUAAUUCUAUAGAAAAUAGUGAACCAAAAGAUGAUGGAAAUGAAUUUCCUGGAGAUGGAGAUAAUGAUCUUAAUGAUGAUAUUUUUGGUGGAGAUUCAAAUCAGAAUAUAAAAGACUCAGAAGAAGAGGAAGUAAAAGGAAAAAAAAAAGGAAAACCAAAAAAAAAAGGAAAGCCAAAAAAAUCAAAUCAAAAAAAGAAAAAAAAAGUUGAAGAAGAAGAAGAAGGAAUAGAAGGAGAUGAAGAUAAUAAUAGUAAUAAUAAUGGAAGUAACAGCAAUGAACAAAAUGAUUCAAAUGAAGGUGCGCCCAAUAGUGAAGAGAAUCCGUCUGAUGACAACAGCUUUGAUAAUAAUGAUGAUAGAAAUCAUAAUAAUAAUAACAACAAUAGGAAUAACAAUAGGAAUAACAAUAAUAAUAAUAAUAAUGAUGAUGUACAAGAUGACAAUUAUGAUAAUCCAAAAAUGAAUUCGAAUUAUUAUCCUGGUCCCAUUGAGGAUGAUGGAAAACCUAUGAAUAUGGAAGAUUAUACUAACAAGUUAAACGGUAAUACAGGAAAUGGUAAUAUGGGAAAUGGUAAUAUGGGUAAUAUGGGUAAUAUGGGAAAUGGCAAUAUGGCUCCUAUGGGUCCUAACGCAAAUAUGGGUCCUAUGGGGGGAAAUAUGAACAAUUUUCAACAACAUAAUAAACCAAGUGGAAUUGCAAAAUUUUUUAGUAAUCCAAUGGUUCAGAUGGGAGGUGGAAUGCUUGUUGGACUUGGAGGUGGUAUACUGAUGCAACGAAUGCAAAUGAGGAGAAUGAAGAAAAAUAUGAUGCAGCAACAGGCAAUGAUGACAGGCAUGAAUCCAUUUGCAUUUAAACAACAACAUAAAUUGCAAAAAGCACAAUAUAAAAUGUGGAAAGCGGAAUACAAUAGACAAACCGGAAGAGGAAACAUUUUUCGUAGAAUUUUCAGACGCAGAAGACGAUAUCCGCCGAACUUUGAAGCUAAUAGUUUUAAUGGUCCAAACAUGGGCUUUAAUGGUAAUCAAAAUAGAGGUUUUGGUGGUAACGGUAUGGGCGGUAAUUACUAUUAG
Messenger RNA from Strongyloides ratti, 2538 nucleotides. RefSeq lists its product as hypothetical. Bases 1 to 2538 code for a protein of 845 amino acids. Lineage: Eukaryota; Metazoa; Nematoda; Chromadorea; Rhabditida; Strongyloididae. The record is from RefSeq and is a predicted model, not a curated record. The transcript has 48 exons.